AUGAGCCGUCCGCUCCUUUUUAUGUUAAGUAAGUCAACCCAAGAUACUCUGUCUUGAUGCUUUGAUUCAAUUACAUUGUUUCAUGCAACAAUAGAGUGCAUAGUAGUGUUAGAAUUGUAAGAAAGUAAAUUCUGUAUCUUUUCAUUACCAUGAUGUAGGUAUUUUUCGUUUUCUUUAUUUAUGUUACCUAUUAUCUUCAUUUUACGUAGUAGACAUUGUAUUGUUUUACUUAAUCCAUGUAAAAUUUCAGCUGAUUUUUGCUUUAUAUUACUUUAGCUAAACCAAAGGUCAUCACUUUACUAUUUAACUGGCAAAUCUAGGGUUAUUGUUCCCAAUUUCAUACCUAAAACACUAUGAUAACUCCACGUGUUUUAGUUGUAGUCAUGAGCCUAAUCGCUUUUAUCAAUAGCGCUCCAGUAGACAUGCAAGAUCAGCUACGACCUGCAAUGGUAAGACUUUUUGAUUUUUAGUUUUACAACACGUUUUGAUAUUAAAAUAAAAUUUACAUUCAUAAAGAUAUUCACAUAUCUAACAUAUACUAAGCCGCAUUACAUUCCCUUAUAAUUUUUUACUUAUGGCCUAAAAUUAUAAUAUAUGACAUGCCCUUAUAUUUUCUGAAAGCUUCAUUUUAUGCCCCGCUCUAACUUAACACGUAAUCAUGGCGUUUCAGGCCAAGAAGAGUAUCUACGGCCUGUACCAGUACAUUCCCAAAGCCAGCGGCGUCAAGACCAAGAAGUUCUCCUCCGAACCCGAGACCCUAAUCGGAGAACUCCCUGAUGGAUCGUAUGUUAUCCUCGGCUACUGA
Molecule: messenger RNA, 805 nt
Organism: Bursaphelenchus okinawaensis
Lineage: Eukaryota; Metazoa; Nematoda; Chromadorea; Rhabditida; Aphelenchoididae
Source: the annotation of a GenBank genome assembly